AUGCGUUCUGUACUCGCGUUCGUCGCUGUUGUCCUCAGCAUGGCGCUCGGAAUCAGUGCUGCCCCUCUCGCAUGGGACAGCGGUUCGGCAGCCUCGCAGAUAGAGCGGGAUCUCUCAGGCCUCAGACGGAGCGCUGAUCCGGCGGCUGCCGAUUUAAGUGGAUUGAAGCGGUCGAGCACCGAUUUAUCUGGACUGAAGCGUUCGAGCACGGACUUUUCCGGUCUAAAGGAACGGUCGAGCACCGAUCUAUCUGGUCUCAAGCGGUGGAUCAUCGAGCUCGUUGAGAGAGCUUCCACCGACCUCAGUGGACUGAAGAGGGCAGCCACCGACCUCUCAGGCCUGAAGCGUUCUACUGCCGACUUGUCAGGCCUUAAGCGAUCGGCUACUGACCUCUCUGGACUCAAGAGAGCGACUACCGACCUCUCGGGCCUGAAGCGAUCUACCACUGAUCUCUCUGGUCUCAAGAGAGCGGCUACCGACCUCUCGGGUCUGAAGCGAUCUACCACUGACCUCUCUGGUCUCAAGAGAGCGACUACCGACCUCUCAGGCCUGAAGCGAUCUACCACUGACCUCUCUGGUCUCAAGCGUUCCACGACAGAUCUGUCAGGCUUGAAGCGCUCCGGCACCGAUCUCUCUGGAUUGUAG
Paraphaeosphaeria sporulosa is the source of this 645-nucleotide messenger RNA. RefSeq lists its product as uncharacterized. The record is from RefSeq and is a predicted model, not a curated record. Bases 1 to 645 code for a protein of 214 amino acids. Gene Ontology annotation, cellular component: plasma membrane. Gene Ontology annotation, biological process: hemopoiesis; leukocyte tethering or rolling. Lineage: Eukaryota; Fungi; Ascomycota; Dothideomycetes; Pleosporales; Didymosphaeriaceae. The transcript has a single exon.